Messenger RNA from Pelmatolapia mariae (spotted tilapia), 3778 nucleotides. Its product is annotated as dnaJ homolog subfamily C member 16-like. The record is from RefSeq and is a predicted model, not a curated record. The transcript has 15 exons. Bases 226 to 2601 code for a protein of 791 amino acids. Lineage: Eukaryota; Metazoa; Chordata; Actinopteri; Cichliformes; Cichlidae.
UUCGUCACCGGACUCCACCCCCUUUUUUUACUCUCGCUCCAGCUUCACAGCAGCAGCAGCAGGUUAUCGGCUUGCCCUGGAGGAUUUGUGGGAUGCUGCUGAACACACCCUUUACAUUUCGCUGUCGCUUCGACUCAGCGUUGAGUCGGGGCAAAUAAGGGGGCAAAACCUUCCCCCACUAUGUGGCGUUGUACCGGCUGACUGCAUCUGCUUCAGGUAACUGUGAUGGCACAGUCAAAACUGCCUCUGCCACUGGCCAUUGUGGUGGUCCUCCAUGUGCUGCUGGCGGGACUUGUCUAUGCUGAGCCCGAGAUGGACCCAUACAAAAUAUUGGGAGUAACGAAGAGGGCAAGCCAGGCAGAGAUCAAGAAGUUCUACAAGCGUCUUGCUAAAGAAUGGCAUCCUGACAAAAACAAAGAUCCGGGUGCUGAGGACAUGUUUAUAAAGAUUACUAAAUCUUAUGAGAUCCUGUCCAAUGAGGAAAAACGUGCCAAUUACGACCGUUACGGGCAGAUGGAUGAUACUCAGCCAUAUGGCAACGCUCACUAUGGCCAUCGCCACGAUAGCUUUUACUUCGACGAGUCCUUCUUCAACUUUCCCUUUAACAGCAAGAAUCACAGAGACUUUGCUGACAGCAAGUACACAUUACACUUUAACCAGUACGUUAAUGACGUGGUGCCCGACAGCUACAAGAGACCGUACCUAAUAAAGAUCACCUCUGACUGGUGCUUCAGCUGCAUCCAUAUUGAGCCCGUCUGGAAGGAGGUGGUGCAAGAGAUGGAGAGCCUAGGUGUUGGAGUAGGUGUGGUGGAUGUAGGCUAUGAGAGACGGUUAGCCAAUCACCUCGGUGCUCACCGCACUCCAUCGAUACUCGGAGUCAUCAAUGGCAAAGUGACAUUUUUCCAUUAUGCUGUUGCGAAGGAGCACCUGAGGCAAUUUGUAGAAGAUCUGCUUCCUCAGAGACUUGUGGAGCGGGUAACUGACAAGAAUGACCUGCAGUUCUUGAACAGCUGGCACGAGCUCAACAAGCCUCACGUGCUUCUGUUCGACCAAGUGCCUGCUGUUCCUCUGCUAUAUAAAUUGGCAGCUUUUGCUUAUAAGGACUACUUGCAGUUUGGCUAUGUGGACCAGGGCCUUUCAGAGACUGCUAAUCUGCAAAAACAGUUUAAUAUUAACACUUAUGCUCCGACCAUGCUCGUCUUCAAAGAGAACAUUGACAAGCCGGCUGACAUUAUACAGGCAAAAGGAAUGAAAAAGCAAAUUAUUGACGAGUUCAUGACAAACAACAAGUUUCUCCUCGCACCACGGCUGGUCAAUCAGAAGCUCUUUGAUGAGCUCUGUCCUGUCAAACAGUUUCAUAGACGCAGGAAAUAUUGUGUCCUGCUGAUCACGGGUGAUGAAGAGAUCUUUUCCUUUGGGAAUCAGGCGUUUCUCUCAUUUGCUUCUACCAAUACCAGGGAAGUUGUGAGGUUUGCCUAUGUCUACCAACGGCUACAGCAACCGCUUUGUGACAUCCUCACACAAAACAAGGACAGUGUGCAGUCGCAACCACAGGUGGUUAUCCUUGAGCGACGUAAUGCUGCAGGAAAAGCAUUUUUCAAGCCAGUUACCGCCUGGAACGGCAGUGAGGAAGACAAGCAGUGUCUUCAAGAGGAGCUGGAGCGACUACAGAAGGAUCCAUCCAUUCUCAUCCAUGACGCCAUGCUGCCUGAACUCAACAAUGAGUUUGCCUCUAUGUUUAUAAUCCGAUGGAUCUAUGCAUCUUACGAUUACCUCUCUGAAGUCAUUGAUGAUAUUCUGCAUAACAACUGGCGUGAGAUGAUGCCCCUUCUGUCCCUCAUCUUCUCUGCCUUGUUCAUCUUGUUUGGGACUGUGGUCAUUCAGGCCUUCAGUGACUCGAGUGAUGAUAAGCAGACAAAACCAAAGGCAAAAGAUGGAACAAAAGCAGAAAAUGGGUCAUCAGGGAGCAGUAGUACAUCAAGUCGGCCUCCCAAGAAGAAUUUUGUGGAGGUGACUGAGUUGACAGAUAUCACCUACGUGAGCAACCUGGUGAAGCUGAGGCCAGGACACAUGAACAUAGUGCUAGUGCUCACUGAUGCCUCCAAGAACAUCCUCCUUAGCAAGUUUGCCAAGGAGGUCUAUUCUUUCACUGGGAGCCUGACACUACAUUUCUCCUUCCUGAAUCUUGACAAGCACAGCGAGUGGAUGAACACACUGCUGGAGUACACCCAAGAUGCAAUGCAGAUUGAUGCCGACGACGACGAAGGGGCAAACCGCAAGAUGGACUACACCGGCUACGUGCUGGCACUUAACGGUCAUAAAAAGUACCUGUGUCUGUUUAAGCCCGUCUACACCGGGGAAGACCUCGACAGCAAGUCGUCCGAGGAUGAAGGAGCCGCCUCUGGGGGGAGGUCCAGGUCCAGGUCCCGCGAUGACCACCCACCACGUAAAUCCAACCGAGCUCGCAGCAUAUCCACCCUGCAGAUCCACCACAAACUGGACCACCUGGGGUUGUGGAUGGAAAGGCUGAUGGAAGGCACUUUGCCUCGUUACUACAUCCCAGCCUGGCCAGGACUUGACAAAAUCACCCCCAAUAAAUAGAUGGCAGGUGAAAGACUUAGUAUUUAUCUGCUGUAACACUGAAAUGGUUUCAUUCAUUACUGAAGUUUUUUUUCUUUUUGCACUUGAGAUAUAUAUUAAGUACAGAUUUUUCCUAAGUUGGGCCAAAAUUAUAAACUUGGCUUUAGUCUAACUACUGUGGAGGAGGCCUUUUAGCGUACCUCUAGUACUCGUUGCAUGCUGUAUUUUUUUUUUAACUGCUGUUAGUCAUAUUUUUAUUCAGGCAAAUGCUACUUCAGCCUUGUGAAGAGGAAACAAAAUCACUGUGGUAACGUCUACAAUCUGGAUUUCAUGGCCAUAAAUCAUAUUUACUCACACUAUGAACGAGGCCGAUAGAAGCCUUAGAGUCAGGUUAUAGUCUGUCAGAGAUAGUUCGCAAGACGCUCCAGGACUUCUAUAGGCUUGGACUCAGUUGUACACUUAAAAUGUGGCACAAAUAGUAGUGUAACAGAUUAAAUUAGGAAAGCUUUAGAGAGAAGCUCAAUGUCAGCUGCUCAAUGUCAGCUGCCCAACUGCAGCGUCACAUUUCACUUCUGCAAAGUUAGACAAACAGGGGGAAGGAGUUUGAAACUUUCACUGAUGAAUACUGUGAAAAGAGAUGCGUCAACCCCACAUUAAAUAUCUUUGCCUUUGUAUGCAUCUCACUCUAAGUUUAUACAUUAUCUCCAUCGUGCUGACUAUUCCUGUGCAAUAUACAUGUCAUGACAAUGCCUUUUACCCUGGACCUCGAGGCAUGCUCCUUUUUUUUCCUUGUCGCUUUUUUGUUAUGGGGUUGUUGAUACACAGAAGAUUUAUUCAACAACCUUGGCCUACUUAGAAAUCUUAGCCAGUAGCUUCAUGUAGCAAACAUGAUAAACAGGCUCUCCGUUUCAUCUUCUGAAUGUUUUUCAACUGGCUGAGGCUGACUAACAUGCCAUCUUAAAUUACAUACCCAACUGAAAGUGGAACUUAGGUUAUGCUUGCCGAGUUUAUACAUUUUGUUUUGUUCACAUUCAAUGUAAAAAAAAAAAUACUGUUACAAUACUUUUGUUGGUACAUAGUGAUGUGAAUAUUGCACAUAACCAUGUUAUCUAUACGACAUGUAUUUUAAAAAUGACUUUGUUUGAAAGAUACAGUGAAUGUUUUACACUACUGAGACUACAGUUACUUGUUUGUUUUU